CGCACACCUAACACUCAGUUUGAGUCUUUUCCCCCGCAAGCACGCUGUGUUCCUCCCACAUGCCUUCCUCCUUCGCUGCCGCCUUCCCUUGCCUGGCGUUCGCCGCAGCCGUUACGGUGUUGCUCAUGAGGAUAACAUCAUCGUCUGUGGCCGCUUCAUCUUCAUCUUCAUCUGCGGUGGUUGACGGUCAUCGGCGGGUCAGAAUGAAGACGGCACAGUGCAGAGCCUCCUGUUUGGGAAAGUUUCCCAGCGGCCAGUCAGACACCGUGAACGAUCUGCCUCAUUGCCACAAUACCCCGGACUGCACAAUGUGUUGGCAGACAUGCGACCUUCUGCUCAGCAACUACGACGUCUGGGGUCCCAUGUGUAGCGCCGACAACAUAUGUUUCCCCGGCUGUCAGGUAGCGUGCAAGUUCCGCCAAGAUGGACCUACGGAUUCGGCCAUCUCCCGCGGCAAGUUUUUGGAACCUGCCCGUCUAGUGUACGACUCUCGCGAGGACAUCGUUCGCGUCGAAUGGGUGAGACCGGUCAGCAUGAGCGGCAGCCGUCAGCCCGGAGCCUUGGUCUAUGUCAUCCUCCUAGGAGGUCUCCUGGACACCCAACGCUGGGAAGAAGUCGUCCAGACUCCCUACUUGAACGCGACAGUGUCGCGCGGUCUCCUCAAGCAAUCGUCCAGCAUCCGUGUUGUUGCCCUCGGUCCUUGGGGUACUUUCGCUCAGCUGGACGUACCGACGGACAACGGCGAAGACAAGGUCUCCCUAAAAGACGGCCCCAACGCCGUUCGUGGUGCACGUGCUAGGCACUGGAUGCCACAAUUGGCCGCGCUGAGGCCAGCGGCAUCCAAGACCACGUCAGCCGUGGAGGCCUUGGUGUCCUGGAUGGCGCCCUCGCAGCUAUCCGAUCAUGGGGAUGCAAAAUACGAGGUGACCUGGCGCGUAUUGGACGGCGCAAUGGACGUCACGGGUCACCUGUACACAUCGAGGGAAUCCGCCACUCUCACCUUGUGGCCGGAUGUGACGUAUGCCGUGCACAUCCGUUGCUUUGGCUCUAACUCUGAGCGUGCUUUGGCGACCAGCGAGGCUCUAGUCAUAGACACCAGGGACACAGCGGGACCAAAGACACAAGCGCUAACGCAACAUUGUCCAGGCUGCCUUCGAAUGGAAAUCGCGGCGGGAUGUGCAGCUGGCCUCUCAAUCCUGUUGCUCGUCUGCGUUGUUGCUCUGUUAAUUACGAAAACUCGAAGUUCGAGAAGGCAGGAUCACGCAAGACAUCAGACGCAGGGAGCGAGACAAGAAAUUAGGGGCGUCCCUGAUAGAGCAGCCCACAGAAUGCACAUGGAUGCCAUCAAGCCCUCCCGUCUAGAGUUCCCCGGAGUCGUCCUCCCGGUCCAAGCUGACGUCCACAACGCCGUCCAGCCAUCGGGUCCCAUGAGUCCCAUGGGCGAGUCCAGGGAAGACCUCCUAGACGACGACCAGAGCCGGUCCAACUACUUUGUUUUCGACUUUCCGUCGGACCGGGUGCCGAGGGCUUGAAGGCGCUACACAAAUUCAUCUCUGCCAAAAUAUGCGAAAAGUCGUCCGGAGCCAAGUGUCUCGUUCAAAGACGACAAACCAAGUUGUAAGGUUCGACUGCUGCAGAACUAUUCAUAGCUGCAGGUGACGCUAUUUGGUGACACCAAGGUACGUGCUUGGCAUCAAGGAAACAGACUUCCGCUGUCGUGCGCGAUCACAGAUGACGUCACUUCCUUCCUGACCUUCGCUUCGGUGGAUUACGGAAGAGUGGGACGUUUCCUGCUGACGUCUUCUACAUUAGACCAACUACUACAGUCUUUCUCGAGCGAAGUAGGUUUGUAAUUCAUAACCUACGAGGUAUUAGGCUAAAUCUAGGAGCGGAUGCUAUAUAUGCACGAGAAAGAGAAAAACUUCCACACGCGCUUCACCCUGCAGAUUGACAACAGAUCCGCUUGUGAACAAUGUGAACAUUCAUAUUCAUCCAACUUUGUCACAAUCAUAUUCAUCGAAUUCACUAUUUAUUUCCUUCGUGAAUACGAAAUCAUAUUUAUAUUUAGCGCUUUCUGUCGGGUGAAGAACAUUGCGCUGUUACAACGGGAAACUCGAUUAUCGUCUGCUUUCGCCAGGUAUUAUGACCUUAGUUGUCGGUGCAUCGUAAAAACUUUCGCCAGGAAAGAAUUCUCCCGGCGAAUACAGACGGUCACUUUCACUUCCCGUUUUACCGAUCGCUGUGCACAGAAGAUACUGUAUGAAUUUUUCUACAAAGUUUCCAGCAAGUGCCAAACUUUUAUUUAUUACUUCGUUUUUACAAUUACAUAUUCAUGUUCACACAUCUACAACGAAGCCCAAACGUUGUUGUGUAAAUAGAUAGAAGUUUUGGAAGUGAAUGCGCCAACAUUUUUGUAUGUGCUUCCGGUUAAACUGUGAACGUUUGUACUUGGUACACACGCUUUUGUCAAAUCUGCCACCUAAAGAGGGAGGGGGGUAAUUAGUUACUCCUCAAAGGGUGCAAGUCAUCACCAGAAUUUUUUUUAAUGCAGAUUAAAAUUUUUUUGUUCUUUUAAUGUUUUUUUUUUUUGGACAUGAACCCGCUUUAAUUAUAUUGAAAGCAGUCCACAGCGCAACACUCUUUAUGCCAAACAAAUGUAUCGCACUGCAUGUUGCAUUUUACAUUCCACGUUAUAUUUAUGACAUUCCACUUUUUCACCGUAUGGAGCGAACCUCCCGAAAUGCACGAGAAACGUACAUGGAAAUCAGAUUACCUAGAAGAUGGUAAAAUCAUAUCCGCGAAAUUGUUCCAUUCGUGGAACCGUAUAAUUCGGAAAAUCGUGUUAACAGGAAAAUCCUACUACCCGUAUAAGUCAUAUUACCAAGCAAAUAUAAUGUUUACCCGAGAAUCCAUAUUACCAGAAGAAUCGUAUUAUCCGGGAAAUUAUAUACCACCUGGAAAGUUGUACUGUCCUGGAAAUUGUAUGACCCGGAAAAUCCUAUCCGGGAAAUCAUGUUAGCCUUAUCGUAUCAUAUGGAAGAUCGUACUAUCGGAAAAAUCACACUACCCCGAAAACCGAGUGAAGCGGCAAAUCAUAGUAUUACUGGGGUUUCGCUCGACAGUGCAUUUCUGGUCAGUUAAGCAUAAUUCAUUACCCUCGUUUGUGUGUGCAUAAAAUGUGUUGUAAGUUAUUCGUACUUUACGAGAGUCCUCCGAGCGAAAUGGAAAAGGUGACGCUAACGAAAGGCCCAAGAAUGCAUUUGAAGUAACGUGAACACAGCUUGCACAUAUUCUGCACAUUUCUUUGUACAGUAUUUUUC
Ornithodoros turicata is the source of this 3320-nucleotide messenger RNA. RefSeq lists its product as uncharacterized. Bases 60 to 1532 code for a protein of 490 amino acids. NCBI's taxonomy places the organism in Eukaryota, Metazoa, Arthropoda, Arachnida, Ixodida, Argasidae. Gene Ontology annotation, molecular function: protein binding. The record is from RefSeq and is a predicted model, not a curated record. The transcript is spliced from 9 exons.